Messenger RNA from Momordica charantia (bitter melon), 1679 nucleotides. The record is from RefSeq and is a predicted model, not a curated record. NCBI's taxonomy places the organism in Eukaryota, Viridiplantae, Streptophyta, Magnoliopsida, Cucurbitales, Cucurbitaceae.
GUUAAUAUUUUCGGCGCAGGCUAAGGUGUGUAUGAUCUAUUUACAAAUUAAUCUUAAUUCCAUCGCUGGGUUUUUUCCUCGAGCAAAAUCCCCCACAUUGGACUUCUUCGAUUCUCAACGCGCCUAUUCUGCAUCCCUCCCCAUUCGGAGGUAAAGAUGGGUUUAAAGCAGACUAUAAAGAGUCUGGAUGCGUUUCCUCGAGCGGAAGAGCACUUGUUGCAGAAAACACAAACCGGGGCGCUAGUGUCUGUUAUUGGAUUGGUCAUAAUGGCGACACUUUUUCUGCACGAACUGAGAUAUUAUCUCUCCACCUAUACUGUUCAUCAGAUGUCUGUAGAUUUGAAACGUGGAGAAACUCUUCCCAUUCACAUAAAUAUGACCUUUCCUUCUUUACCUUGUGAUGUCUUAAGUGUAGAUGCAAUCGACAUGUCAGGCAAGCAUGAAGUGGACUUCGUCUUAACAGCAAUGGCUUUAUCAUUGGCACUGAAUAUUUGUCUGACCUUGUGGAGAAGGAACACGCUGAUCACAAGCAUGAUCAUGACAAGAACAAAGAUAAUCUUCAUGCACAUGGGUUCGACCAAGCUGCUGAAAAUUUGGUCAAAAAGGUUAAGCAAGCCUUAGCAGAAGGAGAAGGCUGUCGGGUUUAUGGAGUUCUAGAUGUUCAGAGGGUUGCUGGGAACUUUCACAUUUCAAUUCAUGGCUUAAACAUUUUUGUGGCUCAAAUGAUAUUUGAAGGACCAAAACAUGUAAAUGUCAGUCACAUGAUUCAUGAUUUGUCUUUUGGGCCAAAGUACCCUGGAAUUCACAACCCACUUGAUGGUACAGUUCGAGUUUUACAUGACACAAGUGGGACCUUUAAAUAUUAUAUAAAGAUUGUUCCAACUGAAUAUAGAUAUAUCUCGAAAGAUGUGUUACCGACCAAUCAAUUUUCGGUCACUGAAUAUUUCUCGCCUAUGACUGACUCUGAUAGGUCGUGGCCAGCUGUUUACUUCUUAUAUGAUCUAUCGCCAAUAACAGUGACCAUCAAAGAAGAAAGACGGAGUUUUCUCCACUUCAUAACUCGGCUUUGUGCUGUGUUAGGUGGUACCUUCGCUUUGACAGGAAUGCUAGAUCGUUGGAUGUAUCGGUUUCUUGAGGCUCUGACAAAGCCAAAAAGUAGAAGUGCAUUGCAUUAAAAACUUGUUGGGGGUUUCGAUCUCCAUAAAUACAUUUGUUCAUCAGCAGAAGAAAUCUUAUGCUGAAAUUCUAAAAAUAGAGCUGGAAGCAUCUGAGUGUGAAUGUGGAAGUUUAUAUAAGAUGGAGGCACACUGAUGAAAAGCUAACUCUGGGCUUUGGGUGGAAACGGUGCUCGAACAACAGUGCUUGUCUUUCUCCUAAAAUUUCCCCCCCGCUUUCUAAUUCCAAGUAAAUUAGGGGAGUUCCUCUUUUUUCUCUUCUUUUCUGUAGUUUUCAAAGAACGACAUGGGGAUGAGGGAUUAUUGUACUAUUAUUUUGAUUAUUGCUAGUGAUCCUCGUCUGUUAUUUUGCUUCAUUGGCAACUUACAACUAUAUGGUUUUAAUUAUGUUGAUGGUUCUAAAUACAGGUUCUUAAGUUAAGAGAUGGUUCUUGAUGGAUGUAUUUUGAACAUCAUUUUUUUUUUCCUUUUGUUCAAUGAAUUUUUGCUGCCUAGUUUUAUUCA